GAGCGCAAGUCGUACAAGUGGAAGCAGCUGCUCUUCUUCUUCACCUUCAUCACGUUCGCGUUCGCCGUGUGCGUUUACUUCCACCACAACUGGUACUGCGGCCCUGGAGUGUACACUGUCUUCGCCUUCCUGGAGUACCUGGUUGUCCUCUCCAACAUGGCCUUCCACAUGACUGCCUUCUGGGACUUCGGCAACAAGGAGCUGGUGGUGAGCUCCCUGCUGGAGGACAAGCACUUCUAGGCAGCCCCGUGCUGGGGGCUCCUCUUCCCUGUGCUGCUGGAGGGGGGCUGCCUGUUUGCUGUGGAGCUGCUGCGAGGGUCCUGCCGAGGCCCCUGAGUGUCUGUCCCUCCUGCACCUGCAGCUCUGCUCCUGGGGAGAUGGGGCUCUCCCAGGGACUGACCCCCUGUCCUGGCUCCCUCCAGCUCCAGGAGGGCAGGACAGAGCAGGAACAGGCACCUGCUGCUUUGGAGAAUGCUCCAGGGAGAGCAGGAUGCUGCUCCCAGUGUUGGGGCAGGGGGGUCCAGCCCUGCCCUGCCCUUUCUUGGCCUGGGGGGUCUCACAGUUCCUCCUCCAGGCUGGGGGUCUUGGGGCAAGUCCUCAGAAAGGGCUGGUGGCCUUUUGGGCUGGCUUCAGGCGCUGCUCUCUGACUGGCCUGGGCCAGGUGCUGGCCCACGUGUGCCUGAGUGCCCAGGAGGGGAGCGGGAAGGUGCUGGGCCAUGCAGGGACUGCCUGGAGCAGGGUGGGAGCACACGGGGCACAGCAGGUGCUGGGAGCAUGCAGGUCUCACUCCUGCCUUUCCCAGAGGCCCCAGCAGCACAGGGUGUGCCCGGGGUGCUGUGCCCGUUCCAGCCCAGCAGCACAGGCUGUGCCCGGGGUGCUGUGCCCGUUCCAGCCCAGUCUGAGGAGGAAGGCUGGGUGUGCUGGUGCUGGAGGGCUUUGCCCCAGCGUCCCCAUGGCUUCCCCUGUGCCGUGGGGCUGGAGCUGGGACCUGCUGGGGUGCAGCAGUGCCCCCAGUGUGCAGCUCUGGCUGCCAGGGCACAGGGCACAUGGCUGGAUGGCGGAUGGGGGCUGACAGUGUGCCCAAGCUCCUCCUGCAGUGCUGCUGUCUUGAUUUGGGGAGGUCUGCACUUGCCAGGGUCUGUCCCACCCCACGGAAGGAGCAGUGUGGGUCCCCCCCUGCCCUUCACCUGAGCACAGCCACCACCGAGAGUCCCCUGGGAUGUUCCAGAGCUCAUCCCAGGGUGGGCAGAGCCUCCUCCAGCGGGAGCUGCGGGGCCCUGGCAGAGCUGGGGCCGGGCUGGCUUUGAGCAGGUCCUGCUGCACGUGUCCAUCGUCGGUGUCCCCAUCCAUGGGCUCCAUCCGUGUCCCUGCAUGCGUGUGGCGCCUUGGCUUUGAGGUGGAAAUAAAGCACUAAGUAUUUUUGUGA
Molecule: messenger RNA, 1426 nt
Organism: Zonotrichia albicollis (white-throated sparrow)
Lineage: Eukaryota; Metazoa; Chordata; Aves; Passeriformes; Passerellidae
Source: RefSeq, a predicted model, not a curated record